UGUCGGUGAAAAAGAGUGUCGCAGGAAAAACAGAGAAAAAGUGGGUUUCUUCAGCUGAAAAGUAGCUUUUCCAACGCUUCUACACUCUUGGUGCGGACACGAGGAUUCCAUCAUGAGUGCUAUCUUCCGGCUUCCGAAACUCCUUGGGCGGGGCACGGCGAAGAAGGCGCGACUGCUGGGCGGCGCCUCGAGGGAACUUCAUGGCAGCGUGAACAGAGACGCGGAGGCGAAAGUGAGCUCCUCGGCGAUUUCCAAGGAGUAUCCGGUGGUGGAUCACACCUACGACGCAGUGGUUGUGGGCGCCGGCGGCGCGGGAUUGCGAGCGGCCUUCGGCCUGGUGGCGGAGGGCUUCAAGACGGCCGUGGUGACGAAGCUCUUCCCCACGCGGAGCCACACGAUCGCCGCGCAGGGCGGAAUCAACGCGGCGCUGGGCAACAUGGAGGAGGACAACUGGAAGUGGCACAUGUACGACACGGUGAAGGGCUCAGACUGGCUGGGCGACCAGGAUGCCAUUCACUACAUGACCAGAGAGGCGCCGAAGGCCGUCAUUGAGCUGGAGAACUACGGAAUGCCGUUCUCGCGGACGCCGGACGGCAAGAUUUACCAGCGCGCCUUCGGUGGACAGAGUCUGAAGUUCGGCAAGGGCGGCCAGGCGCACAGGUGUUGCGCCGUGGCGGACAGGACGGGCCACUCGCUCCUGCACACGCUCUACGGCCAGUCGCUGAGCUACGACUGCAACUACUUCGUGGAGUACUUCGCCCUGGAUCUGCUGAUGGAGAACGGCGAGUGCUGCGGCGUGAUCGCGCUGUGCCUGGAGGAUGGCACCAUUCACCGCUUCCGCGCCAAGAACACCGUGCUGGCCACCGGCGGCUACGGGCGCGCCUACUUCUCCUGCACGUCGGCGCACACGUGCACGGGCGACGGCACGGCCAUGGUGGCGCGCAUGGGGCUCCCGUCGCAGGACCUGGAGUUCGUGCAGUUCCACCCCACGGGCAUCUACGGCGCCGGCUGCCUCAUCACCGAGGGCUGCCGCGGUGAGGGCGGCUACCUGGUGAACUCCGAGGGCGAGCGCUUCAUGGAGCGCUACGCGCCGGUGGCCAAGGAUCUGGCCUCGCGCGACGUCGUGUCGCGCUCCAUGACCAUCGAGAUACGCGAGGGGCGCGGCGUGGGCCCGGACAAGGACCACGUGUACCUGCAGCUGCACCACCUGCCGCCGGAGCAGCUGGCGGCGCGCCUGCCCGGCAUCUCGGAGACGGCCAUGAUCUUCGCCGGCGUGGACGUGACGCGGGAGCCCAUUCCAGUCAUCCCCACGGUGCACUACAACAUGGGUGGCGUGCCCACGAACUACAAGGGUCAAGUGCUCACGUCGGACGGCAACGGCAAUGAUAAGAUCGUUCCUGGCUUGUACGCCGCCGGUGAAUCUGGCUGCUCGUCGGUGCACGGCGCCAAUAGGCUGGGCGCCAACUCGCUGCUGGAUCUGGUGGUGUUUGGCCGAGCGUGCGCCAAGACGAUAGCCGCUGAGAAUCGACCGGGCGACCGAGUUCCGGACCUCAAGGCGAGCGCUGGAGAGUUUUCCGUGGCGAAUCUGGAUGAACUGAGGCACGCGAAUGGCGCGAUUCCGACGGCGACGCUGCGACUGCAGAUGCAGAAGACGAUGCACACACACGCGGCGGUGUUCCGGGAGGCCGAGACGCUCCAGGCGGGCGUGGAGAAGAUGAAGGAUGUGUACAAGUCCUUUAAGGAUGUGAAAGUGUUCGACAGCUCGCUGAUUUGGAAUUCUGAUCUCGUGGAGACGCUGGAGUUGCAGAAUUUACUGCUGAAUGCGCAGAUGACAAUCGUGGCGGCAGAGAACAGGAAGGAAUCUCGCGGUGCUCAUGCCAGGGAGGAUUUCAAGACGCGCAUCGACGAAUACGAUUACAGCAAACCCCUCGAAGGGCAGCAGAAGAAGCCCCUGGAGGAACACUGGCGCAAGCACACGCUCACGUGGUGCGAUCCGGAGACGGGAAAGGUGACCAUCAAGUACCGUGGCGUAAUUGACAACACGCUGAGCUCCGAGUGCGACUCCGUUCCGCCUGCCAUUCGCUCCUAUUAAGAGUCGGUGGUGUUAUUAUUUCGUUUUCACACAAGAGUUUCUUAGUAUUUAUCAUGAAUUGAACUAUGUAAAUUGUCCCCAACGAGUCCCCAACACGCAGCGAGUAUUUAAUUAAAGAGGAACGGGUACUUAAUUGUGUGUUUUGGCGGAAUUGUAAUUCUUGUGUUCGAUUAAUUGGCAAUUUUUGAAAAUUUUCACCUGUGAAAAUGCUUAUAAAUUGAUUUGAAAUAGAGAAUAUUUCUUAAAAAG
Phlebotomus argentipes is the source of this 2341-nucleotide messenger RNA. RefSeq names its product succinate dehydrogenase [ubiquinone] flavoprotein subunit, mitochondrial (gene SdhA). Lineage: Eukaryota; Metazoa; Arthropoda; Insecta; Diptera; Psychodidae. Gene Ontology annotation, biological process: tricarboxylic acid cycle; mitochondrial electron transport, succinate to ubiquinone. The coding region runs from base 113 to 2092 and encodes 659 amino acids. The record is from RefSeq and is a predicted model, not a curated record. The transcript has 5 exons. Gene Ontology annotation, molecular function: electron transfer activity; succinate dehydrogenase (quinone) activity; flavin adenine dinucleotide binding.